AUGCGAACAUUGGAAUGGGAUAAUAUGGAAGUGAAAAUCGAUGCUCAGCGGUUACAACAUCUUCGCUUUGCUGAUGACGUCUUCCUUAUAACACCAAACAUUAGCCAAGCGGAACGUGUGCUUGCCGACCUUGAUAAAGGCUGUGGAAAGAUUGGUCUUCGGCUAAAUCUCAGAAGAACGAUGUUCAUGAAGAACGGAUUGCUUUCGCAAGCCCUAUUCACGCUCAACGGAACGAAUAUCUCCAAUCGCUCCAGUUAUAUCUAUCUAGGUCGGGAAAUCAGUAUGAUGAACAACUUAGCUCCAGAGUUGAGCAGAAGGAAACGAGCGGCUUGGGGGGCUUUCAAGAGCAUCGAGGAUGUAGUGAAGAGAACAAAGGACACCCGACUCUGUACCCACUUUUCGACAGAAGGGUACUUCUGUCCUAACCUAUGCGUUAGAAACCUGGUCGCUGCGUGA
Angiostrongylus costaricensis is the source of this 456-nucleotide messenger RNA. NCBI's taxonomy places the organism in Eukaryota, Metazoa, Nematoda, Chromadorea, Rhabditida, Metastrongylidae. The record is from the annotation of a GenBank genome assembly.